Messenger RNA from Zingiber officinale, 1905 nucleotides. RefSeq lists its product as uncharacterized. NCBI's taxonomy places the organism in Eukaryota, Viridiplantae, Streptophyta, Magnoliopsida, Zingiberales, Zingiberaceae. The transcript is spliced from 5 exons. The coding region runs from base 1 to 1905 and encodes 634 amino acids. Gene Ontology annotation, molecular function: nucleic acid binding. The record is from RefSeq and is a predicted model, not a curated record.
AUGGUCGAGCAACAACAGAAGGCCCAAGCCGAGAGGAUAGCACAGCAGGCCGCCUUGGUUUCUGGAGGCCGAGCGGUAAUGGAGGACCGACCGAAACAAUACUCUACCUGGGCUCACAACAAGGGGCAGACCGGCACACCAAGAGACGCGCCUCCCGCCCCUAUUCCAUUCCAUUGGGCACUGUUCCAGACUCCGUCGGAGCUGGCCCUAGCCAACCAGGGAUCAUCCGAUGAAGCACCCGUGCGGGACGCCAGAAAGGGGAAAGCGCCGCGUGCAGAGCCAUCCCCCGAGCGGGUCAAUCGUCAGUUCUCUGAGGCGAUCUUGCAAGACCCUCUCCCAAAGCAUUACGCUCCAAUAUCGAUCAGAGAGUAUAGUGGUGCAACCGAUCCGGACGACCAUCUCGGAUGCAGCCAAGAGAAGGCGAACGGACUGACGAUCAGCUUUGGUCCUAGCGACCUCGAGGGAGUGGAAGUGUCGCACGAUGACGCUCUCAUCAUCCGAGCGGAAGACCAAGAGAAAGUCAGUUUUAUCACGACGGACGACAUCUACUGCUACAACAUGAUGCCAUUCGGACUAAAGAAUGCCGGAGCUAUGUACCAACGGCUCAUGAACAAGGUGUUCCGAAUGCAGAUCAGGCGGAACUUAGAGGUAUACAUAGAUGGCAUACUCAUUAAAUCACUUCGAGCGGCCGAUCUGUGCGCAGAUAUAGAAGAAACCUUCCGGACGCUGAGAGCGUACGAAGUCAAGUUGAACCUCCAGAAGUGUAUGUUCGGAGCCAAAGGUGGACGCUUCCUGGGAUACAUCGUUAUCGAGCGUGGCAUCGAGGCGAACCCUAGCAAGGUGAAGGCAUUGCAAGAUAUGCCGCCACCCAGAAAUCUUAAGGAAGUUCAGCGCCUUACCGCCAAGCCAAUUAUCGGCGAGCCACUCCGCGUCUAUUUAUCAUCAACCGAGCAUGCUGUUGGCUCGGCAUUGGUACGGUCGGACGGUGAAGAACAGCCGGUGUAUUUUCUAAGUCACAUUCUGAAGGAUGUCGAAUCCCGCUACACUGAUCUUGAGAAGCUUGUAUUCGCGUUAGUCCUUGCCGCUCGGAGGCUCCGACCUUACUUCUUGGCACAUACAAUAAUCGUUAUGACGAACAGUCCUCUAGGGAGAGUCCUCCUCAACCCAGAGGCGUCCGAACGACUUAUCAAAUGGACAACCGAGCUUAGUGAAUUCGAUAUACAGUACCAGCCUCGAACGGCAAUUAAGGCGCAGUCAUUGGCAGACUUCGUCACGGAGGUAAAAAAUCCCGAGCACGAAGCCACCUGGAAGGUGUACGUAGAUGGAUCGUCCACUCGGCAAGGAAGUGGGGUUGGCGUGUUGCUGGUUUCCCCCCACGGAGAACGAAUGCACCUCUCCAUACGGCUGAACUAUCGGGCAACCAACAAUGAAGCAGAGUAUGAAUUGGUUGCUCAACAACUUUCGGGAGCAUUUGAGAUAAGCAACGUCAGGCUCAAACUUUAUGUGGAAGCCUUCGCCAAACUGAAGGUCGGUUUCCUAGAGGUGGUGAUACAAAAGAUCCCCCACGUGGAGAAUCAGACCGCAGAUGAACUGGCUAAGCUAGCCAGCUCGAUAUCACCGAUCGUCAUCGAGCAGCCAGUCGAGCAGGUGUCUCUGGUCGCCCACAUCAACCGGAUGGAGGGACUCACAUUUCCAAAUGACUGGCGGAUGGCUAUAACAGAGUUUCUGAAGUCAGGAGCAACGCCGUCCGAUCAGUCGGAGGCGUAUAUGCUCAGAAGGAGAGCUGGUCGGUUCGUCCUCAUCGGCGACCAACUCUACAAAAAUGCGUUCUCUAGGCCUCUGCUUAAAUGCGUUGGCCUGGAGGAUGUGGACUAUAUUCUGCAAGAGGUACACCAAGGCUCAUAA